Messenger RNA from Cryptomeria japonica (Japanese cedar), 441 nucleotides. RefSeq lists its product as uncharacterized. Gene Ontology annotation, molecular function: nucleic acid binding; RNA-DNA hybrid ribonuclease activity. The transcript has a single exon. The coding region runs from base 1 to 441 and encodes 146 amino acids. Lineage: Eukaryota; Viridiplantae; Streptophyta; Pinopsida; Cupressales; Cupressaceae. The record is from RefSeq and is a predicted model, not a curated record.
AUGAAUUUUGACGGGGCUUCUUGGGGAAAUCUUGGAGCCUCAAGAGCAGGAUGCAUGAUUCACUCUUUUGAUGAAGUGGUAGAAGCUAAACAAGCCAAACCAUUAGCAGAGGAUACUAAUAAUGUCGCAGAAAUUCAAGUUGCUAUUGAAGGAUUAACACUUUGCGAGGAUUUUGGUCUUAAGAAAGUGGAAAUUGAAGGAGAAUUAGCUAUAAUUAUCAAUACUUUAAGGUUUGGUAAUACCCCAAAUUGGAGACUUAACUCUGUUUUAAGUAGGGCUAUUGAAUUGCUAAAAUGUUUAGACACUUGCACCAUUAAUCAUGUCUUUAGAGAAGCUAAUGGUAUGGUAGACCAAUUAACAAACAGGGGAGUAGAUGGUUUCAAUGAGAAACCUAUCAAAGAUCCAAGAUCCUCAGAGAUAAGAGAUCCAACAACAAAGUGA